This is a messenger RNA of Spathaspora passalidarum NRRL Y-27907, 594 nucleotides long. RefSeq lists its product as uncharacterized. Bases 1 to 594 code for a protein of 197 amino acids. Lineage: Eukaryota; Fungi; Ascomycota; Pichiomycetes; Serinales; Debaryomycetaceae. The record is from RefSeq and is a predicted model, not a curated record. Gene Ontology annotation, cellular component: nucleus; cytoplasm; TRAPP complex. Gene Ontology annotation, biological process: endoplasmic reticulum to Golgi vesicle-mediated transport. The transcript has a single exon.
AUGACAGCACCAGCAGCAACAUCCAACACUCCGCCAUUAAAGCAAACAACCUCAGAAACUUCUGUGUCACAAGCUUCACAAGUUGCCACCAAAACUCCAUUCAACCCAAUUCAAUUUGUAUCAAUAAUUUCACGUACCGAUAAACCACUUUAUAUUCAAUCAUUUGGAAUUGACGACACAUCUACUGACACCACCGAAAAUGCCAAUAAAUUCUUGAAAUACAAUUUCUUGAGUCAUAUGGCUUUGGACAUCUUUACGUCUCCUGAAUCAUUACUGCUCCGAGGAGGACAAUCACAGACACAACAACAAACUGAUGCCAAUGUUGUUCUAUUGUUUAUUCAGGAUCAAGUUAUGGUUUACGGGUAUGAAACUAACAAUGGGUUGAAAAUCAUUGUUGGAUUAGAUCAGAGUUUCGUGAUACAAGAUCAGCGUAUACUACGUCAAUUGUUUUUAGAUAUUCAUAAGUGUUAUUUGCGCACUAUAUUCAACCCAUUCAGCAAAGUAAACGACGAAGAAGAUGAUGACGAUUCAGUAUUGUCUACUCCUACAUUUGAUAAAAAUAUAAAGAAAAUUGUAGAUGGGUGGACGAGAUAG